This is a messenger RNA of Cutaneotrichosporon oleaginosum, 6668 nucleotides long. RefSeq lists its product as uncharacterized. Lineage: Eukaryota; Fungi; Basidiomycota; Tremellomycetes; Trichosporonales; Trichosporonaceae. The record is from RefSeq and is a predicted model, not a curated record. Gene Ontology annotation, molecular function: glutamate synthase (NADH) activity; iron ion binding; FMN binding.
UUCUCAUUCACCCAUCUCAUACCAAUCUACAAACUACUCGUGCACGGCCGGCAGUCCCCGUCCCCCACUUCUACAGUAGACAGCUAGCACUCUCUCUAACUUAUCGAGGAGGCACACGCGCCUCUGCAAGUCUACCUCGCAUCAACGCUCUAGCCCUCACACCAUAGAAUGUGUGGUGUCGGCUUCAUCUGCCACAUCAAGGGCCAUGGCAACCACAAGAUCGUGAGCGAUGCUCGCAGCAUCCUCUGCAACAUGACGCACCGCGGCGCCACCGGCGCCGACGCGCGCGAUGGCGACGGUGCAGGCGUCAUGACCGGUAUUCCGCACGAGUUCUUCGUCCGCGAGGCUCCCCACUCGUUUGCUGCCGAGAUCCCCGCCGAGGGCACGUAUGCCGUCGGCAACGUGUUCCUCUCACAGUCCGGUUACGAGGCCCAGCAGCUCGAGUUUGAGGAGACGGCCCGCGGGCUCGGUCUCCGCACCCUCGGCUGGCGCCACGUUCCGACCGACAAUUCCAUCCUUGGCCCCGCCGCCAAGGGCCGCGAGCCCCGUAUCAUGCAGCCCUUUGUUGUGCUGCAAGACUACUACGGCGACGGUGUCAAGUGCGCCGGCGGCAACUACGACGAGCGCUACUUCCUGCGCCAGCUCUACGUGCUCCGCAAGAAGGCGACGCACAAGAUCGGCCUCAAGUCGGGCUUUUACAUCUGCUCCCUUACCCCGAGCAACAUUGUGUACAAGGGCCAGCUCUCCCCCGUCCAGGUCUACAACUACUACCACGACCUCAACCACGCGCUCUACAAGUCGCACUUUGCGUUGGUGCACUCGCGCUUCUCUACCAACACCUUCCCUUCAUGGGACCGCGCGCAGCCCAUGCGCUGGGCCGCCCACAACGGUGAGAUCAACACGGUUCGCGGCAACAAGAACUGGAUGCGUGCCCGCGAGGGCCACCUCAAGUCGGAGCACUUUGGCAAGGAGCUCGAGCAGCUGUACCCGAUCGUUGAGGAUGGCGGCUCGGACUCGGCCGCGUUCGACAACGUCCUCGAGCUGCUUGUUGUCAACGGCGUCCUUACCCUCCCCGAGGCCGUCAUGAUGAUGGUCCCCGAGGCAUGGCAGAACAAUGACCUUAUGGAACCCGAAAAGAAGGCAUUCUACAACUGGGCAGGCUCCCUUAUGGAGCCGUGGGACGGCCCCGCCCUCUUCACCUUCUCCGACGGCCGCUUCUGCGGCGCCAACCUCGACCGUAACGGACUGCGUCCGUGCCGCUACGUCGUCACCUCUGACGACAUCAUGGUGUGCGCUUCCGAGGUCGGCACCAUCAGCCUUGACCCCGAGCGCAUUGUGCAGAAGGGCCGCCUCAAGCCCGGCCGUAUGUUGCUGGUCGACACCAAGGAGGGGCGUAUUGUCGACGACCGCGAGCUCAAGCUCAACACGGCCAAGCGCCAGCCUUUCGAGGCCUGGAUUCAGAGCCAGGUCAUGACGCUGCCUGACGUCGUGCGCCGCGUCCAGCGCCGCCUGGACAUUGCCCCCAAGUUGGACACCACCACACUCUCCAACGACCCCAAGCUGCUCGCGUUCGGCUACUCGCUCGAGUCGCUCAGCAUGCUCAUGCUCCCCAUGGUGCAGGAGGGUCACGAGGCGCUCGGCUCGAUGGGUAACGACGCCGCGCUCGCGUGCGUCUCCCAGACGCCCCACAACGUCUACGACUACUUCCGUCAGCUGUUCGCUCAGGUCACCAACCCGCCCAUCGACCCAAUCCGCGAGGCCAUCGUCAUGUCCCUUGAAACGCUCGUCGGCCCCGAGGGCAACCUCCUCGAGAUGAACGCAAAGCAGGCACACCGCCUGCGUCUCAAGUCUCCCAUUCUCACCAUCGAGGAGAUGAACGCGAUUAAGAACUACACCGAGGCGUUCUCGGACUGGCCCACCCUUACCAUCGACAUCACCUUCCCCAAGGGCGAGGGUCUCCCCGGCUUCCGUACCGCUCUUGAGCGCGUUCGCGCUGAGGCGCUCGACGCGGUGAACAAUGGCUACAAGAUUGUCAUCCUCUCGGACCGCAACACGAGCCCUGACCGUGUCGCGCUCUCGGCGCUGCUUGCCACCGGUGGUGUCCACCACUACCUUGUCAAGCAGAAGAAGCGUUCGGACGUCGCCAUCAUGGUCGACACGGCCGAGGCGCGCGAGGUGCACCACAUGUGUGUCCUCACCGGCUACGGUGCCGACGCCAUUUGCCCCUGGCUCGUCAUGGAGAUGAUCUACAAGAUCGAGCGCGAGGGCAUGGCCAAGGACGGCCAGAGCGCUGAGCAGCUCAUUGAGAACUACAUCAAGGCGCUCGACGAGGGCAUCCUCAAGGUACUCUCGAAGAUGGGUGUCUCGACCCUCGCGUCUUACAAGGGUGCACAGCUCUUCGAGGCCCUCGGCAUCCACGAGGAGGUCAUUGACGAGUGCUUCGUCGGCACCGCCUCGCGCGUGCAAGGCGCGACGUUCGAGCUCUUGGCCAUGGACUCGUUCGAGUUCCACGAGCGCGCGUGGCCUUCGCGUUCGACCGUCCGCAUCCCCGGUCUGCCCGAGUCGGGUGAAUACCACUACCGCAACGGUGCUGAGCUGCGCAUUAACGAGCCCAUCUCCAUCGCGAACCUCCAGGACGCGGUGCGUGAGAAGAACCAAAAGGCGUACGACACGUACGCCAAGAACAGCCACGAGUCGAUUAAGCGCGCCACCCUCCGUGGCAUGCUCGACUUUGCGUUUGACGAGGCCAAGAGCGUGCCCAUUGACCAGGUAGAGCCGUGGAACGAGAUCGUGCGCCGCUGCGUCACCGGCGCCAUGUCGUACGGCUCCAUCUCGAUGGAGUCGCACACCACGCUCGCCAUCGCCAUGAACCGUCUCGGCGGCAAAUCCAACACCGGCGAGGGUGGCGAGGACGCCGAGCGCUCCAUUCCCAUCCCUGGUCCGGGCAAGUCGACGGGCGAGGGCCCCUACCGCCACGCCAUGGAGCUGCAGCCCGAGUGGGACUCGCGGCGCUCGGCAAUUAAGCAGGUCGCUUCGGGCCGUUUCGGAGUGACCUCCAACUACCUCGCCGAUGCGGACGAACUGCAGAUCAAGAUGGCGCAGGGUGCCAAGCCCGGAGAGGGCGGUGAGCUGCCCGGCCACAAGGUGUCGCAGUCGAUCGGCAAGACGCGUCACUCGACGCCGGGCGUCACUCUCGUAUCGCCUCCGCCGCACCACGACAUUUACUCGAUUGAGGACCUGAAGCAGCUCAUCUACGACCUCAAGUCGUCGAACCCGCGUGCGCGCGUGAGCGUCAAGCUUGUGUCUGAGGUCGGCGUUGGCAUCGUCGCCUCCGGUGUUGCCAAGGCCAAGGCCGACCACAUCACCAUCUCGGGCCACGACGGCGGCACUGGUGCCGCCAAGUGGACUUCGAUCAAGUACGCUGGUCUGCCGUGGGAGCUGGGUCUCGCCGAGACGCACCAGACGCUCGUGCUCAACGACCUCCGUGGCCGCGUCACCGUCCAGACCGACGGCCAGAUCCGUACCGGCCGCGACAUUGCCAUUGCGACGCUUCUCGGUGCGGAGGAGUGGGGCUUCGCCACCACCCCGCUCAUCGCCAUGGGUUGCAUCAUGAUGAAGGCAUGCCACAAGAACACCUGCCCCGUCGGUAUUGCGACGCAGGACCCGGCGCUCCGGGCGAAGUUUGCUGGCCAGCCCGAGCAGGUCAUCAACUUCUUCUACUACAUCAUCGAGGAGCUGCGUGUCAUCAUGGCCCGUCUUGGUAUCCGUACUAUCAACGAGAUGAUCGGCCGUGCCGACCUCCUCCGCGUCGACGAGAGCUUGCGCACCCCCAAGACGCAGCACCUCGACCUCGGCGCAAUUGUGAAGCCCGCCCACCUGCUCCGCAAGGACGUCGCGACUCACCGCGUCCGCCAGCAGGACCACAAGCUCUACGUGCGCCUCGACAACAAGUUCAUCGACGAGGCUGAGCCGGCCCUCACCAAGGGCCUGCCCGUCGAGAUCGACUGCGACGUCGUCAACACCGACCGUGCGCUCGGCACGACGCUCUCGUACCAUGUCUCGAAGCGGUACGGUGAGGCCGGUCUGCCGCGCGACACCAUCCGCAUCAACAUGAAGGGUUCGGCCGGUCAGUCGCUCGGCGCGUUCCUCGCCCCCGGUGUCACCAUCGAGCUCGAGGGUGACGCCAACGACUACGUCGGCAAGGGCCUCUCCGGCGGUCGCCUCAUUGCGUACCCGCCCAAGAAGUCGAGCUUUAAGGCUGAGGAGAACAUCAUCAUCGGCAAUGUGUGCUUCUUCGGCGCGACUAGCGGCCAGGCAUUCAUCCGCGGCAUUGCCGCCGAGCGCUUCGCCGUGCGUAACUCGGGUGCCACCCUGGUCGUUGAGGGCACCGGCGACCACGGAUGCGAGUACAUGACUGGCGGCCGUGUCGUCGUUCUCGGCCUCACUGGCCGCAACUUCGCCGCCGGUAUGUCGGGCGGUAUCGCGUACGUGCUCGACAUGAGCCACUCGCUCGCGCCCAAGGUCAACAUGGGUACAGUCGAGCUAGGCAAGGUCUCCGACCCGCACGAGAUCGCUGAGCUGCGCUCGCUCAUCGAGGAGCACCGCCACUACACGGGCUCUGAGAUGGCUGACCGCGUCCUGCGCAACUUCCACCACAUGCUGCCCAUGUUCGUGCGCGUCAUGCCGCUCGACUACAAGCGCGUGCUGGAGGAGCAGGCCGCUGCCGCCGCCGAGGCCAAGCGCAAGAUGACCAACAUCGACCUGAUUCCGUCGCAGACCGCGUCGCAGGUCGACCUCGUUGCUACCGGCUUCGACCCCGUGCUUCCCCGCAGCAUGAGCAGCAUGGCGAUUACGCCGCGCGCGACGGCGCCGUCCAGCCCGCGCCCGCAGGAACCGGCGCUGCUCGACAUGGAGGACUCCAUGAUUGACGAGGACCUGGCUAAGAACCGUGCGGCCAAGCUCGACAAGACCCGUGGCUUCAUGAAGUACAAGCGCCUGAACGAGGCGUACCGCCCGCCGCGCAAGCGUGUCAAGGACUGGAAGGAGAUCAGCGCGGCGCUCACCAAGGCCGAGGUCACACAGCAGACUGCGCGCUGCAUGGACUGCGGUAUCCCCUUCUGCCAGAGUGCAGGCUACGGAUGCCCGAUCGCCAACGUCAUCCCCAAGUUUAACCAGCUUGUGUUCGACGACAAGAUCAAGGACGCCUUCUACCGUCUUCGCCUCACCAACCCCUUCCCCGAGUUCACAGGUCGCGUGUGCCCCGCGCCAUGUGAGAGCGCAUGUGUUCUCGGCAUCAACGAGGCGCCGGUCGGUAUCAAGUCGGUCGAGCGCUGGAUCGCCGACCAGGGUUGGAAGAACGGGUGGAUGGUCCCCGCCAUUCCCGAGGUGCGCACCGGCUACAAGGUUGCGGUUAUCGGCGCCGGCCCCGCUGGCCUCGCUGCCGCCGACCAGCUCAACAAGGCCGGACACACCGUCACCGUGUACGACCGCAACGACCGCAUCGGUGGUCUGCUCAUGUACGGCAUCCCCAACAUGAAGCUGGACAAGGAGCUGGUUCAGAAGCGCGUGGACCUUAUGGCGGCUGAGGGCGUCAAGUUUGUGACGGGCGCGCACGUCGGUGUCAACCUCGACGCGCUCGACAUCAAGGCGGAGAACGACGCCGUUCUCGUCUCGACGGGUGCGACGUGGCCGCGCGAUCUCAAGGCGCCGGGCCGCGACGCCAAGAAGGGCAUCUACUUCGCCAUGGACUACCUCCAGGCAAACACCAAGUCGCUCCUCGACUCGAAGCUGGAGGACGGCCACUUCCUGAAUGCCAAGGGCCUCGACGUCGUGGUCAUCGGCGGAGGAGACACUGGUAACGAUUGCAUUGGCACGGCGAUGCGCCACGGCGCCAAGAGCGUGACCAACUUCGAGCUUCUCCCCGAACCCCCCGUGAGCCGGCCGGCGGACCAGCCAUGGCCCACGAUGGCACGCCUGAAGAAGAACGACUACGGACACCAGGAGGUCAUGGCGCACACGCACCGCGACCCCCGCGAGUUCUGCAUCUCGACCAAGCGCUUCGUGCUCGACGAUGCGGGCGCGCUUGCCGGCAUCGAGACUGUGCGCGUCGAGUGGACUAGCUCGGGCGGCCAGUGGAAGAUGGAGGAGGUCAAGGGCAGCGAGGAGUUCUUCCCGUGCCAGAUGGCGCUGCUGGCGCUCGGCUUCCUCGGCCCCCAGAAGGAGCUCGUGGAUGCGCUCAGCCUCACCACCGACCCGCGCUCUAACAUCCGCACGCCGGAGGGCAAGUACGACACGAACGUCCCGGGCGUCUUUGCUGCAGGCGACUGCAGGCGUGGUCAAAGCCUUGUCGUCUGGGGCAUCCGCGAAGGACGCGGCGCGGCAGAGGAGAUCGACCGCUUCCUGAUGGGCGACACGCGCCUGGCGCACCAGGGCGGCCUGCCCGUGCGCUCGUGGGUUCCGCCGCGCGUGACAUGCGGCUCAGGGUGCCAGGGCGGAGAGUGUGCCAACGGCAACGGCAAGAGCGAGUGUGACGAGGAUCUGAAGACCGAGGUCGGGGACGACGACGAGGAAAAGCCGUGGGCUAACGGCAACGGCGCGGUCGCGGUCGAGGCGUAGGUCAGCAUUGGUUGUAGAAGUCAAACUUGAAUGUAGUGAUAUCUCUAUGGGGU